AUGAUGCGAGGUGCGAGUCAACAGCCAGUCAUCGUGCUUAGCCAAGCAACGAAAAGAGAGAGUGGUCAUCAGGUCCAAAUAGGAAACAUUAUGGCUUGUAAGACCAUUGCCGAUGUAAUUCGUACAAGUCUUGGUCCACGUGCAAUGCUGAAAAUGCUGAUGGAUCCGAUGGGAGGCAUUAUCAUGACAAACGACGGUAAUGCCAUUCUGAGAGAGAUAACUGUCAAGCAUCCUGCUGCUAAAAGUAUGAUCGAAAUUGCAAGGACACAGGAUGAAGAAACAGGCGAUGGGACCACAUCGGUGAUUGUGCUUGCUGGAGAAGUGAUGGCACAAGCUGAGCCAUUCCUAGAGCAGAAAGCUUAUCGAGCUGCCUUGGAAGACAUAAUCAAUCUUGCCGAGGAAAAGUUUAGUAAGUCAGUGGACGUCAACAGUGACAAAGAGAUUAUAAGCGUUAUAAAGUCAUGCCUGGGAACAAAGAUGUUGAGCAAGUGGAUGGAUCUUGCUGUGAAGAUAUCACUGGAUGCUGUCAAAACUAUUAAAGUAGAUAGGGGUAAUACAAGUGAAAUAGAUAUCAAAAGGUACUGUCGCAUUGAAAAGAUCCCUGGUGGUACAAUUGAGGACACCAAAGUAAUAAGUGGUGUCGUUCUUAACAAGGACGUCACUCAUGCCAAAAUGCGACGGCGUAUCGAAAGUCCUCGUAUUGUUUUGCUCGAUUGUAAUUUGGAGUACAAAAAAGGCGAAUCGCAGACAUCACUAGAGAUCAUGAAUGAGGCGGAUAUCAGCAAAAUCCUUGAACAAGAGGAGGAGUCGAUUCGGAAGCAGUGUGAUGAUAUUAUCAAAGUGAAGCCUGAUUUGGUGUUUACGGAGAAAGGGAUUUCUGAUUUAGCCCAACACUUCUUACUUAAAGCAGGUAUUACCGCAAUUCGGCGUUUGAAGAAGACGGAUAAUAACAGACUGGCGAGAGUGUGUGGUGCUCGAAUCGUAAACGAUACUACCGAUCUGCGUGAACAAGAUGUUGGUACCCAAGCGGAUCUUUUUGAGGUCACGAAGAUUGCUGAUGAGUACUACACCUACGUUACGUCUAAAAAAGCCACUGCCUGCACUAUUGUCAUACGAGGUCCUUCAAAAGACGUUAUUAACGAGGUUGAGCGGAAUCUACAAGAUGCAGUGCACGUUGCACGAAAUAUAAUGUUGAACCCUCGCCUUGUUCCUGGUGGAGGAGCCCUUGAGAUGGCUCUUGCACAGGCUAUCACAGAAAAAGGAAGGUCUAUGGAGGGGAUUCGUCAGUGGCCAUACAAAGCUAUUUCUAGGGCUCUCGAGAUAAGUCUUUACUGUUUCUGUUUAGGUGUUAUUCCACGCACCCUCAUCCAAAAUUGUGGUGGUAACACAAUUCGUCAAUUGACGGCACUUCGUGCGAAACAUGCACAAAGUCCUGAUAACUGGACGUGGGGAAUCAAUGGAGCGACAGGCGAAUUGGUCGACAUGUGUCGCUUGGACAUCUGGGAUCCAUUAAGUGUUCGUACGCAAGUGCUGAAGACUGCAAUAGAAACAUCGGUAGCGUUUUGCACUGUUCAAUAUAUUUAUCUACGUCUCAUGAAACAGCCGCACUGA
Molecule: messenger RNA, 1611 nt
Organism: Angiostrongylus costaricensis
Lineage: Eukaryota; Metazoa; Nematoda; Chromadorea; Rhabditida; Metastrongylidae
Source: the annotation of a GenBank genome assembly